CCUUUGAAAAAAUUCCGUCAUUUGCACAUUAGAGAUUAUGUGAACAACUUCAACAAGGGUGUGAUUAAGUUUAUAAACAUAUGAUUUAAUAAGAAUUAUACAUUUAAACUUAAAGUUGGCGUUGGUAUGUAAACACAUGUCACGGAAUGGAUCUUAUUUCUUGAAUGUAACUACAACAACAACUGAUUUAGAUUUGUAACAUGGAAAAUAUUCAAAACGAAAGUGAGCUAACUAAUGACAGUAAUGUCCCGGAUUUUUCUGGAAAGACGUGGAAAGAGGAUGUGGUUCUUCUUGUUGAAGGAAAAGAGUUAUAUGCCGCGAAAAACGUCUUGGCAUAUAUUUCGCCAGUGUUUGAAGCAAUGUUUUCACACCCAUUCAGUGAAAAAGACAAAUCGAAAGUAGAACUACCAGGAAAAAAGUAUGAAACUUUUCUGGAAUUUAUGAGAUGUAUCUACCCAGGUUCUGAGAGAAGUAUAACAGAGGAGAAUGUUUUUCAGGUACUACCACUUGCUGAUGAAUAUCAAGUCAAAACAUUGAUGACAAAAUGUGAAAUAUUCUUGCGUCAGUUUAUUGGUAAAAAAACAACGUCUACACAAGAUAUUCUGAAAUGUUUAGCUGUUUCAGAGCGAUAUCAUAUGGCGGAAAUUAAGGAUAUUUGUGUAGAUAAAAUUGAGAGAAUGAAGUCGUUAGAAAUUGUUGAAGCAGAAAUUGAACCAAUAUGCAAAGACACAAUGUUCGAAGUUAUGAAAAGGUUUGUCACAAGGGAACAUUUAGAGCUUGUGAAACAUUAUAUUCUAAAUGGCAUAAAUGAAGCUGUUGGAGAAACCGAGUUUGAGGGUUUUACCGAUGCAAAGGGUGCAGUGAUAGAUUUUGUAUCAAAAGAUGUAUCAAAAAGGCAAACAAGCAGCACCGGAGUGAUUCAUUCAAGUCCUGUUGUAGACUUCUGGAAUUUCAAAUUUCGUGCAUUUGUCAAGUACGAGCGUGAAAAUAACAAAACAAAAUUUGGGAUUUUUUUAGAAGUGGAUCCACCAGAUAAUGUAUCAGAAUCAUGGUCUGUUAAAGUUAAGGGUCGGCUUAUUUUGAGAAAUUCGCGUUCAGAAGACCUGAGUAGACAAAUUGAUCAUACAUUUACAGAGGACGAGUCUGACUGGGGAUGGCGUAGUUUUGCAGAAUUGUCUGAAGUACUUGAUCCAAGUAAAGGUUAUAUCGUCGGAGAUAAAGUACGGAUUGCUGCAGUUUUUUUGGCAAGCAAGCCUGAGGCAAAUGACUAAAUUGUCAUAUAAAUAUAUACAGUCAAAAAUUACUAGAAAAAUACCACUUUUUUGCAUUAGAAGUGUUUUAAGGGAAAUUUGAAUUCAUGUAUUGAGAGAAUGAAAGUGUUCAUGUGUUUACCAGUAUUUCUGUUUAUUCAAACAAGAAUAUUUGUGCAUUUUACUGGUAUGAGGGGUGUUCAAAAAAUAAUCCAGGAAAGUACUCUAAUGUCUUUAUUUCUUGUCCUGUUUUGCUAUUUUAGAUUUGAAAAUAUGAUUGAUCAGAACAUAUUAAAUGUGAAUGAUUAAUGACAGAUUUCAGAACAUACACAUUAUUGAAUCUUGUCUAUCAGUCAGGGGUGUAACUGUUUCAAGUUAUCACAGUUUAUAACCCAUUUGAGUUAUUGCUUAUACUUUCAUAACUUGUUUCAGUUAUCAUAAAAUAUUACAAAGACCUCGUGUGCCAAUUCCUCAUUUUGAAUGAGACUAAUGCAAUUAUUUCCUCAAUCCUUGAACUUCUAUCUUUCCAGCUAUGCAGUCAAAUUUUUUUACGCAAGGCUGAUAAGGAUUUACGCAAAAGUUGUAAAGCUAUAAUAAAACUCUUAACAUCCCAUUUUGCUUAUCAGGUCAUGAUCAGACUAAAAGAGAAUUGGAUUAACCACAGCUUGCUACUAAUUUCACUUUAAAGGUCACUUUGAGAGAACAGCAAAAAGACUUUUUUUGAAUAACUUACUGGGGUUAACUAUAUUUUAUAACUAAUACAGGUUAUAAAAUGCUUGAAUUGUGUUGAAAAAGUAACUGCUGACUGUCUAUGACAAUGUACAUACAUCUGAAGCAGCCCAUUGUCAUCAUGAGACUGUCAUAUCACACACAAUUAAUAAAUAAACUCAGGAUUACAAGUGGUUUUUAAUUUUAGUCUUUCUUGUCAUUAAAUGCAUUUCCUACAUCUUCCUUUGAACAAAUAGAUACUGUUCAUAUGAUAUAACUAUCAUAUUGAUGAAAUGGGACAUAUUGCACUGUGAUGUACCAAUCUGUAUCAGAGAACUUUUUAAUUUUCAAAACCUGACUAGACGUUAUUGUCUUUUGAUUUCUGGACAGCAAAUAGUUGGCAAUAUUCUGCUGACAACUUUUAAACCUCCCAUAGCAUUCAUAAAAUUUAAUGUUGUUUUUAGUUUGUGAUCGCACUUCGUCCGUCCGUCCACAAUUUCUUGUGAACAUGAUAGAGACCACAUUUUGCAAGCAAUUUUAAUCAAACUUGCACAAAACUUGCAUGUGCAUAAUAUCUCUGUUCCUUUCAAAAUCGGGCCAGAUCCCAUCAUGGGUUGCAAAGUAAUGGCCCCUUAAAGGGCCAAAAUUUGCUAUGUUUGGCUUGUGAACACGAUCAAUGUUGGGCGGUUAAAACCGGCCCCGGUUUUAACAAUCGGUUUAAAAUGGCCUCGGUCAAUACUCCCUGAAGUGGUCAAUACUGGUCGAUUGGACAGUACUGGUCAAUUAGUCAAUACUGACUGUUAAGAUAUUUUGCAGAGGUUAUGAACAAUUAAAUAAUGACUGUUUUAGAGCAUUUGGUGCUUGAUUAAAGUGAAUGCAGACAUUAUUAUUUAGUUAAAGCAACCAAAUCAAUACUCCCAAGUUGGUCAGAAAUGGUCGAUUGGUCAGUACUGAUUGGUACUGGUCAGUAAACAUUUUCUGUUAGAUUAGAUUACAAAGACAUAUUAGUUUUCUACAGAAAUGUCACAAUAAGUGGAAAAACUGCUAAUUUAACUGAACUUCAUUUGUAGAAAGUAUAUACAUAUCAUAAACUGUAGCAGUAAGUGUUUGAUUCACAAGUGAUAAAUAUAAUUAUUUUUACUGGUAUAUAUAAUUUAAUGAAAAACUGCUGUGGACACUGGAACCUUUCAUGGAAGUGGUUAAAUUGUGUUUUGACAGCAAUUGUCACAUUGAUUAAUUGACACCUUGUCUUACAAUAUACAAUAGAUUAUAUGUUGCAGGCCUGUCUGUCUAGUCACUAAUUAGCUGUUUAAAAAAAUAAGUUAUGCAGUCAAGGUAUUAUUACCACUAUAUGUAUAAAUCAGGGAUAUAUUGCCUAGGACCAAAAUUUGAAUUGACUAGUACUGUCCAUUUCAGUGAGUGUAAUUUAUAGUAAUAAAUUUUUUAAUUAAUUUAAAAUAAAGGCUACUGUAAGAAGAUAAAAGCACAAUAGAGAAAACAUUCUGCAAUCCACUAUAAUCAAACUUGCACACAAUUUGUAUUGGUAUAAUAUCUUGGUUCCUUUUGAAACUGGCCAGAUCCCAUCAUGGACUCCAGAGGUAUGGCUCCAUAAAGGGCCAAAAUUUGCUAGUUUUGCUUUUUCAGCCAUAUAUAGACUUCAUUUUACGGUUUGAUUUGAUACAAAUUUGCAAAAUAUCUUUAACAACAAUAAAUCUUGGAUUCCAUGGUUAAUCUGUCAGAUCCAAUCAUAGGUUCUGGAGUUUUGGCCCCUGAUUGACCCCUGAAAGAGCCAAAAUUUGGUAAUUUUUAUCUUGUGAACACGAUAGAAGUGACAUUUUAUAUUUGAUUUAACCACACUUACACGCAACUUAAGUCACAAUAAGAUCUCUGUUCCUUUCGAAAACUGGCUAGAUUCCUUCAUGUGUUCUAAAGUUACUGCCCCUGAAAGCAGCAAAAUUUUUAUUUUGGCCUGUUCAGCCAUAUAGAGGCUUCAUUUAUGCUUUGGUUUGAUACAGACUUGUACAGAAUGAUUAUCAUGAUGAUCUCUAGGCCUGGAUCGAAACUGGGUCAUGUCAGGUCAAAAACCAGGUCAUCGAGUCAAAUCAAAGGAAAAGCUUGUUAACAACCUAGAGGCCACAUUUAUGAUCCUAUCUUCAUGAAACUUGGUCAGAAUGUUUAUCUGGAUGAUUUCUAGGCCAAGUUAGAAAUUGGGUCAUAUCGGGUCAGAAACUAGGUCAUAAGGACAAAUCAAAGGGAAAGCUUGUUAACACUCUUGUUCAUCUGAUGUGCAUGAAACUUGGUCAGAAUGUUUGUCUGCAUGAAAUAUGGAAAGAAUUUUUAUCUGGGUCAUGUGGGGUCAAAAACUAGGUCACUAGGUCAAAUCAAAGAAUAAGCUUGUUUACACCCUAGGUGGCACAUUUUGGAUUCUAUCUUCAUAAAAUUUGGUCAGAAUGUUUGUUGUCAUGAAGUCUUGGACGAUUUCGAAUCUGGGUCAGGCUGGGAAAAAAUUGGUAACUAGGUCAAAUCAAAGAGAAUGCUUGUUUACACUCAAGAGGCUGCGUGUUUUGGUCCAAUCUUAAUGAAAAUUGGUCAGAAUAUUAAUUUUUUCUCCAUGAAAUCAUUAGGUAGAACAUGUUUACACUGUUAUGGUGUGUUACACAGGUGAGACCUAGGGCCAUCUUGGCCCUCUUAUCAUAAAGGCACUAACUCUUAAGUCUUCUGCAGCAUAGCAUUUGUCUUUUUCUUUGAUUUCUUUGAUUUAAAACACAAGAUGUUACCUCAUAUCUCCAUUCAACACUGAUGUUCAAGUGAUGGCAAAGAAAAUACGCCUGCCAAACAUUUUAGUGAUGUCACAUAAUUAUAUAAUCCAACGUUAUUAGCCAAAUGCUUACAUUUUAUGUUAAUAUUCACCCUAAUUAAGAAAAGUUAAUUUGAAAAAUAGGUAAAUGGCAAGUAAUGUUUUAGCAAGUGCAAAAAUAGAAAAAGACAUACACUGGGCUGGAUGAUGUCACAUGACAUUGCCAUGGGGACUAGUAUUUACUUAAUAGUCCAGGGAAAGUAUGAUUUUGACAUAAUAUUAUGAACUUCAGUAUUUCCUCAUCUGAGUUAUAUGACAGUUUCACUGAUUUUUUUAUCAUAUAUGUAGAAAUGAUAGCACUUCACGGGUAUUUAUUGAACACCCCUCGUAUACAAAACAUGAAAAGCCAUUGAUUCACUGAAUGUACUUUUGAGAAAAAAUUAGUAACCUGUUCAGGGCUUUUUUCCAUAGAAAACUAUCUCCUGUAAAAAAUGGCAGUUUCAAAACAAAAAGUUUCUUUUUCCUAAUUCCAAAUGCCUGUUAAUAUAUAGAGGGUUUUUGCUAUAUUGCUAUAGUUUUGCUACUUUUGUAUAUCAUAGUUACUAUAUGUAUCUAGGUUAAUGAAAUAUGAAUGAAUAAUUAUUGCAAUAUCAUCCCACUUUUGCAAAACAUUAUUAAAAUAAGAUACCUCUGUAUGUAUCAAAGUUACAUUUUUUUACCAAUUUAGAAUAUUUCAAUUUUCCCAAUUUCACUGGUGUUGUAGGUAAUCCCAAAAUGAUGGAAAAAGGCCUGGUGAUUUAUGUCAGUCUCCAUCGACCUUCCCCAGAAUAUGUUCAUUAUAAAUCUGAAAUGGUAUGAUGUUUAACCUAAUACAGAAAAAUACUUUGCUAUUAAAAAGGAAAUGUUUUUGUCUAGAAAUUAUCUUUUAUUCUAGUUCUUAACUGUAUAUUUACGCAGUCAUAAGCCAAGUUUCUUGUGAAUUAACAUUAUGAAUGAUUUGAAAACUAUAAAAUUACUACAUGUAUUCUUGGAAUAGUUUACUUCUAUACUUUGAAACAGAAAUAUUGCAACUUUUUCAUAUAUUUUGCAGUAUCCUUUGGGAGACGUGCAAGUCACAUAAAAUCUCAUUAUAUCUUUUUGUCAUAUAAAUUGCCAGUGUCUUACGAUAGAAUGAUAUAACUUCAUUGUAUUUAUUAUAAAUCUGUUUAUUAAUAAAACAAAGUUUGAUAAAAAA
Molecule: messenger RNA, 5989 nt
Organism: Mercenaria mercenaria
Lineage: Eukaryota; Metazoa; Mollusca; Bivalvia; Venerida; Veneridae
Product: kelch-like protein 28
Exons: 2
Coding region: 201-1271 (356 amino acids)
Molecular function (GO): protein binding
Source: RefSeq, a predicted model, not a curated record